Molecule: messenger RNA, 1661 nt
Organism: Dermatophagoides pteronyssinus (European house dust mite)
Lineage: Eukaryota; Metazoa; Arthropoda; Arachnida; Sarcoptiformes; Pyroglyphidae
Source: RefSeq, a predicted model, not a curated record
UGCCUUCUUCACACUUUGUAUUUGUCGGCUCGGUAAUUUUGUCUGUGUGUGUAUUCUACAAUAUUCUUGGAUCAUUUUUGUUGUUGAUUCUUUUGUUUUGUUUAAAAUUUUAAAAACAAAGUUUAUUAUUUUCGAAUCAAUCAGUUGAUUUCUCAAUAAAAAAUGUCCUUUCAACGGCCAUACGGCAAUUAUCCACCACCACCGUCAAAUUAUCAUCAUCAAGGACCACCUGGUAUCCCACCGCAUCAACAACCACCUUCAAAUCAAUAUGUGGGGAAUUCCGGUAAUUUAAGUGGUGGUCAAACUCAACAUCAACCACCUCCACAAUAUAAUCGUAACGUUUGGAACCAUCCACCUGGUAUGGCAGCACAUCCUUCUCCAGGACCUCCUCCCCUUCCCCCUCAUCAUGGACAACAACAUUCACAAUCAAACAUUAGUCCAUGGAUUAAUCAGAACAUGCCACCGCAUAUGAAUGGGCUGCAGUUUCGUGGAUACCAACAAUCACCGGCACAACAAUAUCCAAUGGAUCAUAAUCAGUUAAAACAUGUGCCAAACAUGCGAAUGAGUCAAGGAAAUAAACGUCAUGCUGAUUGGAAUUCGAAUACACAACAAAAUCAUCAUCAGAAUAAUAAACGUAAUCGUCCGAGUAAUGUCAACAAUACACCAAACAAGAAUAAUGUUCAAAAUAAUAAUAAUAAUAAUAAUAAUAAACAACAAACUCCAGGCAAACAAAAUAAUUCAAUCAAUAAUCAAAAUACCAGCAAGAAUAAUCAACAGCAACAAAAUAAUCGUAAUAAACAAUGGGUGAAUUAUAAUAGCCCAAAAAAUCGUUAUAGCUUUAAUAAUAAAAAGCGUAUGAGUAAUAACGCAAAAUCGAAUCAGAAGCAGCCUAACAAUGCCAAUAAAAAGAAAGAGGUACCUAUAGUCAAUGUCGAUGAUAAUGAACAAAAACAACAGAAUGAUGAUCACAAAGAACAGAUUGAAAAGUAUUUUCAAAAUGUAACCGGAUUAAUUUGCAAUCUUUGUAAUGUAUUUAUCCGAAAUGUUCAAGAUGCAAAUGUACACUGUAGAAAUAAUGUCGAUCAUAAGUCAAAAGUAGAAGCAGAAAUAAAAAAACAACAAGAAGAAGAGCUAAAAAAGAAAGAAGCUGAAGAAAAGAAAAAGAAAGAAGAAGCCGAAGAAAAGAAAAAGAAAGAAGAAUCUGAAGCGAAAACAGAAGCUAGUAAAUCAGAUAAUGCAUCGGAAACACCGACGACAACUGAUACUUCAGAUACUGUAACCGCUAAUAGUGGUGAUCAGAAAACUAUCGAUGCUCAAAACGAGUCAUCAAUGAAUGUGGAAUCAUCUGAAGUGGAACCAGAAAAAGUGACAACUGUUGAAGUAGAUACGACGACUGAUGACAAAUCAGCCGAAACGACAGCCACAUCGACUAAUGAUGAAGAUGAAACGGAAGAAGCCGAAGCAUUAUCGACUACCAUUGUUGAAUCAAAAGCGGAUGAAGAUGCCAUCAUGGCAAAACAGCCUGAAUCACAUCAACAACAAACACAGAUAACACGCGGCGGACGUGGUGGCCGUGGUUAUCGAGCUCGUGGUGGUCGUCGUGGUAGGGGGAGAAGAUGAACAAAUAUCUUACAAUGAAAAUUUAAUCAUGUACCUCAGAU